Puccinia graminis f. sp. tritici CRL 75-36-700-3 is the source of this 636-nucleotide messenger RNA. RefSeq lists its product as uncharacterized. Lineage: Eukaryota; Fungi; Basidiomycota; Pucciniomycetes; Pucciniales; Pucciniaceae. The record is from RefSeq and is a predicted model, not a curated record. Bases 1 to 636 code for a protein of 211 amino acids. The transcript is spliced from 4 exons.
AUGCAAUUCCCAACUAGCGCACUCGCUCUCAUCACCCUUCUGGUCUCCUUUCCUCUUGCCAUGCAUGCGCAAAAUGUCCCCAACGAUUACAUGAUAAAACAAAACUCCGACCCCAAACGCCUUUUGGAGGUCUAUAGCGCGAACGGAAAAGUCGCUUACCGCUUCACCAAGACUGCGCAUGUCCCCUCUCAAGGGCAGAGCAUGAUCACAGUCGCGGACGGGUCUCUCCAGAAGGUGUUUUCGAUGGUCACGGGCUUGGACGACUGCAGCUACAAGACAAACUUGGCCCAGGUCGAAGGACCUACUCCGAAAGAUCAGUUACCAAAGCGACAGUACAAGUUUGAUGAGAGAAAGCUCUGGCAAAAUUCGGUCUGGCGCUUCAACGUCUAUUCCGACUCCGCUGGUGCCCGGGUAUACUACAAGUUCAAGAAGAAUCGCACAAACAAAGGGGGCCAGAUUUUCAAGGUGGCCGCCAAUCAACCCUCCCAGUUGGUGAGCCUUCUCAGAAGUCAAACCCGCAAAGACAACUGGCUGGAUCCCGUCAAAGGGACCGACACUUUUACCCUUUCAUCCGUUGAUGGUGCUCCAGUGACUGAACUGGCCACCCUGCUGUAUUUGGUCUUCACUCAAUGCUGA